ACCAUGAGCUGUGACGCUUUUAAAUCCAACAAAACAGUUUAGUGAUCAUCCCAAAAACCAUGUCUCGCAUUAAAAUUUAGAAAGAUCGUUUAAUAAAACCACAAGUGCUAGAAUCUAUGUCUGAUCCGCGGUCCUCCGACGAAGAAAUGUUUUAUCCGGAGGCACUUACGUGUGAUCCACGGUUACCUGACGCUAGUAUAUAUGGACCGAACUUCGAUUCAUACAUGGAUGCUAAGACAUGUGUCUUUUGGGACGUCGAGGAUUACCCAAUCCCUAAUGGUUCCGAUCCUGUUUUGCUGGGGCAGAAAAUCAAAUCAGUUCUCUUGGCUGCGAAUUAUCGUGGGGAAGUGUCAAUCAAGGCUUACGUUGAUACGUUGUCGGAUGAAUUGCGAAGUCAAUACUUGGACGCCGGAAUCACAGUCGAUCUCAUGCCCCAAGGGGAUGAAUACGCUAGGAUUUCUCCCCUGUUUGUGGACGCUUACGUGUGGGCACUGGAUAAUCCUGCACCAGCAAAUAUGAUUGUACUCUCAAAAAAGGUGGUAGAAUCGGUAGAAUCGGAAAGAGCUGUUGUUUUAUCCGAUACUGACUUGAGCUGGCUACCUCUUGACACGGAUUGGCUACCUCCUCUAGCAAGGUCAACCUUGUUUUUGACGGGCCUCUUUGAUGAUAAGAAGCGGAAGAGAGAGGAUACUCUUACCAUGGCUUCUUCUGAAACAAAAAUGAACAAGGUGAGAGAGAAUGAAGAGGCCAUAUCAAAUGCUGAUUCUGAAGAGUAACUUUUCUAGGGUAAACAUGGUUCUAUUAUGCAUAUGAAGGGUCUAGGGCGUUUGUAUUUGAUGGGUUGGAACGUGUUUGCUUACUCUUUUUUUGCAUUUAUCAUAAGCCUCUUUCUUCCAACAUAAAAUAAAACCAAAGACUUCAC
This is a messenger RNA of Arabidopsis arenosa, 922 nucleotides long. The record is from the annotation of a GenBank genome assembly. NCBI's taxonomy places the organism in Eukaryota, Viridiplantae, Streptophyta, Magnoliopsida, Brassicales, Brassicaceae.